Hippoglossus stenolepis (Pacific halibut) is the source of this 4276-nucleotide messenger RNA. It is a transcript of the gene gpr4, whose product is annotated as G protein-coupled receptor 4. The record is from RefSeq and is a predicted model, not a curated record. The transcript is spliced from 4 exons. Gene Ontology annotation, molecular function: G protein-coupled receptor activity. Gene Ontology annotation, biological process: G protein-coupled receptor signaling pathway. Lineage: Eukaryota; Metazoa; Chordata; Actinopteri; Pleuronectiformes; Pleuronectidae. Gene Ontology annotation, cellular component: membrane. Bases 769 to 1884 code for a protein of 371 amino acids.
UCUCUGCUCACUCUGCUCUCACACACUCUGAACAUCACCACAACUAGACGGAGACUGAAUGAAAUCAAACGAGUGACUUUGUUUUUUCUUACUUUUUUCUGGAUGGAUACUCGUUUGUUUGGAGGAUGACGGCGGGAGUCCAGGAUCCUGAAUAUGUUUGGAGGCAAAUGGACGACCUGUCUCCGGCCAAGUGCUGCAGCUCUGUGAAGUCAUUCCUGCGUUUGAGUACGAGCAUCCCUCAGGAGUUUAGUGUGUCACUGGGACCUUGAGUCACACCUACAGACCCACACACACACACACACACACACACACACACACACACACACACUGGUGCUCGGCCGCUCCCCAGCUCACCAGCCCUGGCAGACCUCUUAUCUCUAAAAGAUUGAUGAGGUCCCGUCCAGGCGCCGGAGGCCUGGCACAGCGUUGAUAAGGCAGCUUUCAUUUCAGCACAUUUUAUCCCUCCUGCCUUUCUUCCCCUCCUCUCCUCCAUCACACUGAGGGAAGCGUUCGGGUCAAGAGGGACGGUCCUCUCAGAAACCAUGAGAUGCCCCGGAGGUGACAGCCCUGUCUUCUCCCGUCACUCCAUCUUUUGCGGCCGCGUGGUCGGCGAGCAGGACGCCAGAGUCGGCAUGUCACUGUCCAACUGCUGGAGCUGGAAUAUAGUGAAACUGCAGAGAGACGCUCAGAGCUGAGAGCACGUCACACACACCUGCACACACACACACACACACACACGCGCACACACACAGUGUUCCACGCAGGACAAUGUGCAACAUCUCGUUCUGUGAGGUGGACAGCAAGGUGGACCAGUUCUUCCAGCCCACGCUCUACAUCAUAGUCAUCGUCCUGGGGCUGCCCACUAACUGCAUGGCUCUGUGGGCGGCCUACAUGCAGGUGCGUCAACGUAACGAGCUGGGCAUCUACCUGAUCAACCUGUCGGUGGCCGACCUCCUCUACAUCACCACUCUGCCUCUGUGGAUCGACUACUUCCUGCAGCACGAUGACUGGAUCCACGGUCAGGAGAGCUGCAAGCUGUUCGGCUUCAUCUUCUACACCAACAUCUACGUCAGCAUCGCCUUCCUCUGCUGCAUCUCGCUGGACAGGUACCUGGCGGUGGCGUACCCUAUGCGCUUCGCCAAGGUCCGACGAAUCAAAACAGCCGUCAUGGUCAGCGCCAUGGUGUGGAUCAUCGAGAUCGUCGCCAACUCGGCUCCUCUCUUCCACGACGAGCUCUUCCAGGAUCGCUUCAACCACACCUUCUGCUUUGAGAAGUAUCCCAUGCAGGACUGGGUGGCCGGGAUGAACCUCUACAGGACGUUCCUGGGCUUCCUGGCGCCCUGGACGGCCAUGCUGGUGGCCUACAGAGGGAUCCUCGCUGCAGUGCGCUGCAACGUCUCAACUGAACGCCAGGAGAAGGCCAAAAUUCAGCGCCUGGCUCUGAGUUUGAUCCUGAUUGUGUUGCUGUGCUUCGGACCGUACCACAUCCUCCUCCUGGUGCGGAGCGUCAUGUUCCUGAGGAAGCCGUGUGACUGUGGCUCGGAGGAGAGCCUGUACGCAGCGUACCACGUGUCGUUAGCGCUGACCAGCUUAAACUGUGUCGCUGACCCCAUUUUGUACUGUUUCGUCAAUGAGGGCGCUCGGCACGACGUCGGCCGGGCCCUGUCAGCGAUGAUCUCUGUGGCCUGCCACAAGGGCUCCUGUUCCUCACCAGCGCACGGCGACGUGCUGAAUGCCGGUUCGGUUACGAUGGUGACGCCACUAGCGGCGAAGAAGCAGCAUUGCGUGUAUGCUGACAGUGGCAAGACGAGCACUUACAAGACAGAGCUGGUGGCUCUGAAGGAAGAGUGUCUACAGAUGACCAUCCUCAGUGUCAGGAAGUGACUCGUACCCGCAACAGGAAGUAGCGGGUUCAAACUGCGCAGGUCAGUGGGAGGAGGAACAUCCCAACACGCCUGGUUUCUUCUGGUCUGACAGGUUGGAAUCAGAACACACUCGGGGCUGUAGAUCCUUAGAGUCAACGUUUCCACUCGGUGGCACUGAUGAAGUAAACAGGACGCACAGUCUGUAGCCGUGGGAGCAGCCCCGGCAAAAUGCUUAUGCCAAUUAUGAGGGGAGUUCCUGUGCAGAGCCUCAGUGGGAUAGGUGCUCAUAGAUAAUGAAUACACACCAGAAAACUCAAAUUGUUUGGGGGGGGAAAGAAAAAUGAUAAAAAAAACUGCUUUGUAAUUGUUAAAUCUUUAUGAAUAGAGGAGAAAGAAUGUGAAGUUUGGCCUGAAGGUGGCGCCUGAAGACCUGAAGGUUUAUCUUUUGUCCGGUGGCCAUUAGACGUAUCUCUGAGUGACAGCUCGUCAGGGUCAGUUCUACAUCGCUGCUUUUGGUUUCAUACCCCGUUCACACUAAUGCGGAUAUUUUGCAAAACGAACCUGCUCCUCUGCGUUCGAGCUUCACGUCCACACCAAAACGUCCAGAUCUUUACAAACGUGCCGGUUUUCCAAAACUCUGGUUUCUGUGUAUCCGUGUGUUUUCAGAAAUGAUGACAUCGCAGUUUACUUCACGCUCGCUACCACUGUUCACAAGCCAGAGGCCACAACGACAGUGGCGGCAUAUUUAGCAUCGCUGCACCACAUUUCAUUCACCGGCAUCUUGAGCAUGCUCCCAAUGUUCUUCACUGGUAUUUGACUGAUCGUUGAAGUAGACUUUAUCGCCACCUACUGGCCCAGCAUGCAUGUUGUAGUCGUUUUUGUGUUCGCGUCUCGAUAUUUAAUAAAAUGAAAGUCAUGUGGACAGAUUUCUUUUUUUUAAAUUUUCUAAAAAAUAUCCGCAGUAUUGUCGACGAGGAGUGAAUUACAUUACUUGUGCACGGCUGUACUGAAUGCUGAUGUCAUCAUAUCAACAUGCUGUGUCAUCAUAUCAACAUGCUGUGUCAUAAUAUUAACAUGCUGAUGUCAUCAUAUCAACAUGCUGUGUCAUCAUAUCAACAUGCUGAUGUCAUCAUAUCAACAUGCUGUGUCCAUUGGAUUUUGAGGUCCGCACUAGCAGCGUUGGACCAGAGGAAUUUCUCGUCUGCUGGAGGUUCAGUAUGAAGAGUCAGGGCCCCACCAAACUCCUGAGGAUUCAGCCUCAGUGGACCAUGAAUGUCUUGCACCACUUCUCAUGCCAAUCCCCCCAGUAGAUGUUGAACUGGUUCAGCGUUGGCGCCACAGAACGACAGACCAGCGGACAGCCCUGCAGCCAUCAAGCUAAAUUUGUAUCACUGUGCCAGGACUCAUUCAUGCCCAGGAGGACGUCCUCUGAUAUUUAAGUGGAUUUAUUUAAACAGACGCCCUCUGCAUGGGCGAGCACUGACAGGACGACCCCUUUAUACUCAGACUGUUUGGACAUCCAGCGGGACAAGCUUGGGGGUUGGACACCUAAAGCUGCCACUUUGGAAGAUACCAGAAGAACAGAGGUGUAAUGAAAUAACAGGUUCCUGUUCCAAUGCUCGUUGGAAAUGUCUUUACUGUUUCGUUAGUGUUUAAAAGGAAACAGUGUGAAGUACCUCAGCUCGUAAACUGUGACAGAAUGAAGUUUCUUCUUUAAUGUGAGCCAUGUUGUUUUUCUUUUUCUUUUCUUGUUUACGUCAAAUUAAAACCGAAACCUUUUACGUGAAUUCAGCUGCGUGUGAGAGUCCGUCCCUGCUGGUUUUGAACAUUCACUGCAAACGAACCAAACCUUGGUUUUACUUUGAUCCAGAGCAGGAACUCCUCCUUUGGUUGGAAUCAAUUUUUAUUUUAACAAACAAAUUCUGUAGGUUUGGACCAAAACAAAGUGUCCUCAUCCUUCCAUGUGAUUAAAUACUGAUCAAAGGAAUAAAUAAAUCCUACACACGCUUUUCAAGUCAUCAAAGUAGUUUUGGAUUAAACAUUAUAACAUUACAAGAGGCCCUCAUGUGAUCGGACAUUACGACAUACUGACUUUCCUUGUGUGCAGUAUUAUUAGCUCAUGGUGAUAGACAAGUCUCUAAGCCGCAGUUCCACCUGCCAACUAUUCCAUCAGAGGGAUGGGAAUGUCUUUUAACGUUGUCUCGGCAUGAAAGCGUUUCUGUGUUCGGGUUUUUUUUUGUUUCGUUUUUGGACACUUCCAGCUCGUCAGGUUUUGCCCUAAACGCUGCUGUGUGUUUGUGCCGCUGCUUUUCUUGUGGAAUCUGUGUCUCGGAGAAGAGGUACCAGGCUUCAUGAUGUGCAUUAGUGGAUCGACAGUGUCAAGAGAAAUAAAUUAUGCAUCUGAAACUUCA